AUGCCCUCAAAUCCAAAGUUCUCAUCGGGUAAUGAUGAACGACGGACGCAUCGCUUACUUUGGUGUGCUGCCAUCAUCUGCACCAUCCUCACCUUAGCAGUCAUCAUCGCCGGCAUUAUUACCUUCUUAGGAUACGUAGUUAUACAUCCCAGGGUGCCUUACGUUAGCGUCAUAAACGCUCGCCUAGACCGGAUACAGCUUGAUUAUGCGGGUGUUCUGGAAAUUCAGGUGACGGUAGUAAUUCGAGCUCAGAAUGGGAACGAAAAGUCGCAUGCCAGCUUCUCACAUUCGGGUUACAUUCUUAGCUUGAAUGGGGAAGACGUGGCGAAGUUGAUUGCACCACCCUUUGAAGUAAGUAAGAAUAGUUCGGUUGAUUUUAAUUAUGAUGUUCAAUCUUUACCCAUACCCUUAGAUCCUGAACAAGCAGAGGAUGUGGAGGUGGCUUUGAAGACAGAUUUGGUUACAUUCGAUUUAAAAGGAAGCACCAGGGUGAGAUGGAGAGUAGGCCCUCUUGGGUCGAUUAGGUUCUUGUGCCGUCUCAAUUGCAAGUUGCGUUUCCAUCCUUUGAAUCGAACCUACAUUCCUUCACGUUGUACUUCCAAGGCCAAAUAA
Messenger RNA from Durio zibethinus, 612 nucleotides. RefSeq lists its product as uncharacterized. Lineage: Eukaryota; Viridiplantae; Streptophyta; Magnoliopsida; Malvales; Malvaceae. Gene Ontology annotation, biological process: defense response to other organism. The record is from RefSeq and is a predicted model, not a curated record. Gene Ontology annotation, cellular component: plasma membrane.